Medioppia subpectinata is the source of this 408-nucleotide messenger RNA. The record is from the annotation of a GenBank genome assembly. NCBI's taxonomy places the organism in Eukaryota, Metazoa, Arthropoda, Arachnida, Sarcoptiformes, Oppiidae.
GGCCGCACCGGUGACCACCGCUCGCGUGUCUACGCCAUUGACUUUGGUCUGGCCAAACGGUACCGCUCGCCGGCCAACACUCGGGCGCAUAUACCCUAUCGCACCGAUAAGUGCAUGAUUGGCACCGCCCGCUACGCCUCCAUCAACUCUCACUUAGGGGUAGAGGUGUCCCGACGCGACGAUCUCGAAGCGCUGGGCUAUAUGUUGGUGUACUUUCUGAAGGGUCGCCUCCCGUGGCAGGGCCUCCAGGCGGCCACCAAUCGGCACAAGUACGAGAAGAUUGCCCAGGUGAAAGUGUCGACCCCGUUGGCCACCCUAUGCGCCGCUCUGCCCACGGAGUUUGUCGCGUAUCUGGAGUACUGUCGCCGCCUGGGCUUCAAGUCUACGCCCGACUAUCGCUAUCUCCGC